AUGAAGAAUCAAGGGAAUGGAUGGUCGUCGACCGGGCAGUCAUCGCCGGCUAAUCAGUCGUCGCUGUCGGAGGAGCAGGAGCACGGAGAGAACUCGGGCCAUGAAGUGAAUGAGACGGAGAUGGAAGCUGCAGGCCCUGCUGCGCCCCCACAUUACGCACACCAAUUGCUGGCGGCAACGAAGUCCAAGAAGGAGAUGGAAGCUGCAGGCUCGGCUGCGCCCCCACAUUACGCACACCAAUUGCCGGCGGCAACGAAGUCCAAGAAGGAGAUGGAAGCUGCAGGCUCGGCUACGCCCCUACAUUACGAUCACCAAUUGCCGACGAGUGAUGACCAUACGGCAACGAAGUCCAAGAAACGCAAACGCGGUAACUGGACUGAACAAGAACACAGGUUAUUUCUGGAGGGACUUGAAAAACACGGGGAGGGUAAUUGGGUGAACAUCUCAAGGGAAGUGGGCACAAGAACGGCAGUCCAAGUGUCCAGUCAUGCACAGAAGUUCUACGGUCAUCCGGAGGCCAAGAAGAUGAAUGAGAACAAGAACAGUGUCUUCGAUAACACCAUCGACGCCCACAGCCAUAGCUCUACGGAGAGUGAGGCUCCUGGUGGUAACAGCUGUAGUGGCAGCAGCCGCCCGCCGGCUGAUCAGCUGCCGCCACGUUCGCCUCCACCGUCACCCUCGCCGCCUUCCCUCCAAACCCUAAACCUAAGUCCCCGCUAA
Malania oleifera is the source of this 720-nucleotide messenger RNA. Its product is annotated as transcription factor MYBS1-like. The transcript is spliced from 2 exons. Gene Ontology annotation, molecular function: DNA binding. Gene Ontology annotation, biological process: response to auxin; response to gibberellin; response to ethylene. NCBI's taxonomy places the organism in Eukaryota, Viridiplantae, Streptophyta, Magnoliopsida, Santalales, Ximeniaceae. Bases 1 to 720 code for a protein of 239 amino acids. The record is from RefSeq and is a predicted model, not a curated record.